AUGACUACUUACGCUACCAGCAUAGGGGUAAAAUAUAUAAAAAAAAACUUUAAAACAUGUUUUAAUCCUAUUAUUCAUUUAAUUUCAGACAAAAUUCCGGCUCGAUUAGUGCUUUAUUUUCUUUCUUGGUCUGGUUUUCUGGUCUCUUUUAUGAUGCGCAACGAUAUGAAUUUCGCUUUGGUAGCUAUGAUUUCAAAUCGGAAUUCAACGCAAAACCAAUCUUUUAACGGAUCGCAAACAAUUUUGAGUAGUGGCAAUGAAGAUCAAAUAAGUAUUGUGAAAUCGGUUAUAAUUAGUUCAUUCUAUUGGUGCUACGUGCUAUCUCAAGUAGUAGGAGGGGUUGCCACAGAAUUAUUUGGGACGAAGUGCGUAUUCGGAUGGUCACAGCUAGCAACAGCUCUAUGUAGUAUUCUAAUGCCGUUAGCAGCUCGAAUACAUUACAUAGCUGUUAUUGUGUUAAGAUCUCUUCAGGGAUUUGCCUCUGGCUUGACGUGGCCUGCCAUGUAUGCAAUAGUUGGCUACUGGAUACCACUUACGGAGCGUUCCCGUUUCAUGUCAAGUUUUCAAGGUUUUAGCAUUGGAAUUGGCUUAACUUACCCAUUGUGUGGAUUUAUUUUAUCAGAAUAUGGUUGGCCAUAUGUUUUUUAUACAACAGGUACUCUAGGGAUUGGAUGGUGUACAUUAUGGUAUUUUCUUGCCUUCAAUACACCCCAGGAGCACCCUCGUAUUGCUGAAGAAGAACUUCAUUAUAUAGAACUCAACGUUAGUAAAGAGAUAAACAACGCCACUAAGGUCAAAGUUCCAUGGCUGCAAAUAUUUAGUUCCUUACCUGCGUGGGCAAUUGCUAUAACAACAUUUGGCAGAAUAUUUGUUCAUUAUAUUUUUAUUGUUAAUGGACCCACUUUUAUGGGGAAUGUUUUAAAGUUUAAUUUUGAAACAAAUGGCUUUAUAUCUGGAAUGCCAUUUAUUUGCUCAUAUAUUUCAUCGGUUUUUUUUUGUUAUAUUGCUGAUAAAUUGAUAUUACAUAAAAUUUUAAAUCUUACUAAUGUAAGAAAAUUAUUUACAGCUCUAUCACAAAUUAUUCCAGGAAUCUUAAUAUAUUGUAUCGGUUAUAUAGAUAGUGUACACAUUUUGUUACCAGUUUGGUUUAUGGCGGUGAUUUUUAUAACUGCAUCAUAUGCAGGGGCAAUGGCCAAUAUAAUUGACCUAGCACCAAAUUUUGGACAUUCUGCUGCCGUUUUGGCAUUUUGCCAAACAAUUCAUAUGUCUGCGUCCUUUAUUUCUCCGUUGACUGCUGGAUUUAUUGUCACUCGAGAGGUAAGGAAUACAAAUUUAAUUUUAAUUUACUUAACA
Drosophila suzukii is the source of this 1353-nucleotide messenger RNA. The record is from RefSeq and is a predicted model, not a curated record. NCBI's taxonomy places the organism in Eukaryota, Metazoa, Arthropoda, Insecta, Diptera, Drosophilidae.